AUGGAAAGUGACGUGAUCUUCAUUAGUAGUAGUUCGGAUGAAUUAGAUAGCCAACCACGAUCAACAUUGAUCCAGCAGCCAAAUGAUGUUUCAGGUUCGAGGUCAGAAAGCCAUAUUAUUAAACCAGAUACCUCGCAUUUACGAGCGAAUACCGCGAUCAACACUAACGAUCCUAGUGAAAAGUUGAAGCUUUCGUCAAGUUAUGUAUGUCCUUCAUCGUCAUCUUCGAGUGCUAGCGGUAAUGUUACAACCAGAUCUACAGAAGUUAAUGAAACUUUGCCACCUAAUACUACGCUAAAUGAUGGCGAUAACAACAUUCAAAGUGAUCAGUUACCUGAAUGUGGCUCUGAUUUAAAUGUAGAAUGGAAAGAACUCCUUGAUGAUCAGACACUACAGAAAUUAAAAAAAUAUGAAACGGAUUUAAGGAAAUAUAACAAAUUGAUAAACAAGCAUGAAUACGAUGAUAUGUCGCUUGAAGAUUUAGAUAAUAGUGGGAGUAUAUACAUACUUAUUUCUAAAUUGAAAAAGAAAAGUGUUGCUAUCGUAGAAAAAAUUAAUAAGCUAGUUCGAAGUCGUUCUGUAUUAGAACCACCAUUUCGUCAGUUUUGCAAUACCCGUUAUCGUGAUAUUAAUAAGGAGGUGACUAAAUUUUUGAAGGCACAAUACUAUCGUAACCACAACAGUACCAUAAAAAGCAGAGCUAAACAUAGAAAGCAACAAGCACUAUUAGUGCAAUCAUUAUGUAUGCCUGAUUUUGUUGAUAUCAAAGAUAUUGUUACCUCUGCCAAUCGGAAAUAUAAAUUAGGGCUAACGCAGCGACAGCAUGACGAUAUAGCAAAGGAGGCAUUCCGUGAGGUUUGUCAUAAAAUACGCAAAAGACGCUUGGAAGAAUUAAAUCUGGAGAUAAGACAUCACCUUAAACCUAAUGAGCAAGACCCUGCCAUUAACAAUCCAACUCUGAAAGAAGAUCUAGAUAAGAGUUUGAAAAUUGGCCAAGAAAGAGAAAAAGAAGUCAUUCUAAAGUUUUCUAAGAUUCAAGAUGAUAUCCGAGAUAAUAAGUCUGAACCCAGUGAAGAAAGCGAAGAUGAAACUAAUACUGAAGAAGAAAAUAGUGACAUUGAUGAAGAAAAGUUACUACAUACAUUGAAGAGAAAAAACGAUGAGAGAAUAUCUUCUAUUUCUGAACUGAAUCCAUCAGAGAAUGAAGAAGCUUGGACUAUCAAAAGAGCUAAAUUAAAUUCCUAA
Molecule: messenger RNA, 1245 nt
Organism: Trichoplax adhaerens
Lineage: Eukaryota; Metazoa; Placozoa; Uniplacotomia; Trichoplacea; Trichoplacidae
Exons: 2
Coding region: 1-1245 (414 amino acids)
Molecular function (GO): histone binding
Source: RefSeq, a predicted model, not a curated record